This is a messenger RNA of Mastomys coucha (southern multimammate mouse), 5736 nucleotides long. RefSeq lists its product as uncharacterized. NCBI's taxonomy places the organism in Eukaryota, Metazoa, Chordata, Mammalia, Rodentia, Muridae. The transcript is spliced from 13 exons. Gene Ontology annotation, biological process: regulation of transcription by RNA polymerase II. Gene Ontology annotation, cellular component: nucleus. Bases 380 to 5158 code for a protein of 1592 amino acids. Gene Ontology annotation, molecular function: RNA polymerase II transcription regulatory region sequence-specific DNA binding; DNA-binding transcription factor activity, RNA polymerase II-specific. The record is from RefSeq and is a predicted model, not a curated record.
AGUGCUUCUCAGAGAUUGCCCCCUUAUCAUGGAAGGGGCUUAUACCCCGUAUGUUAGCCGUACGUAUUGUGAGAAUUUCGGUCGGAGUCUGUAUCUGUGUCUAGGAAUUUCAUGCACAAAAUUGCAAAUGCGUAACGAGCUCCUAGGCCUGCCUCAGGCCGUGUCCUGGCGGGAAAUCCGAGAAUGGAUGCCAUUUUCCCUGCCAGUUCCAAUUGCGGACUACAUUUCCCAGAAGCGUCCGCGAAUUCUAGGCAUCCCCUUCUUUUGCCUGCGGGACCCUCGUUGUCCGGGGACCGGAAAGUGUACGCCGAGAGGCCUAGGCCCUUGUUAAGGCUCCAAAGCUCUGCUCCUCCAGAGGUACCCAGUGGAGAAAAGAGGAAUGGCUGUGGACCAUGCCAAAAAUAAGAAACCAGUGGUGUUCAGUGACGUGUCUCUGGACUUCUCUCAGGAGGAGUGGGAGUGUCUGGGCCCUGCCCAGAGAGACUUGUACAAAGAUGUGAUGCUGGAGAACUAUAGCAACCUGCUCUCAGUGGCAGGACUUCACAUUCCCAAGCCUCAGGUGAUCUCUUUAUUGGAGCAAGGCAAAGAGCCCUGGAUGAUUGGGAAAGAGCUUACAAGAGGCUUGUGCUCAGCUCUGGAGUCAAUGUGUGAAAGCAAGUUACUAUCUCUAAAGAAGGAAGUUUAUGAGAUAGAAUCCUGCCAGCGGGAGUUAAUGAGGCUUUCAAAGCAGGGCCUCGAGUGCUCCAGUUUUAGAGAUGUUCUGGAGUGUGGAGGCCAAUUUCAAAAUGGACAUAGAAGCCAAGAAUUACUCACUCGUGAAUACAUGCCCACAUUUGUUCAGCAGACUUUCUUUACCCUACAUCAAAUUAUUAAUAAUGAUGAGAAACCCUAUGAAUGUAAGAAAUGUAGAAAGGUCUUUACCCAGAACUCACAAUUUAUUCAACAUCAAAGAAUUCAUAUUGGUGAAAAGUCUUAUGAAUGUAAAGAGUGUGGGAAGUUCUUCAGUUGUGGGUCACAUGUUACUCGACAUCUGAAAAUUCACACUGGUGAAAAACCCUUUGAAUGCAAAGACUGUGGGAAGGCCUUUAGUUAUAGCUCAUACCUUUCUCAGCACCAGAGAAUCCACACUGGUAAGAAACCUUAUGAAUGUAAGGAAUGCGGGAAAACCUUUAGCUACUGCUCAAAUCUCAUCGACCAUCAGCGAAUUCACACUGGUGAGAAGCCUUAUGCAUGCAAAGUGUGUGGGAAAGCUUUUACAAAGAGCUCACAACUUUUUCAACACGUGAGAGUUCAUACAGGCGAGAAGCCCUAUGAAUGUAAGGAAUGUGGCAAAGCCUUUACUCAGAGCUCAAAGCUUGUUCGGCAUCAGAGAAUCCACACUGGGGAGAAACCCUAUGACUGCAAGGAAUGUGGGAAAGCCUUUAGUAGUGGCUCAGCCCUUACAAAUCAUCAGAGAAUCCACACUGGGGAGAAACCCUAUGAGUGCAAGGAGUGUGGGAAAGCCUUCACUCAGAGCUCACAGCUUCGGCAACAUCAAAGAAUUCAUGCUGGCAAGAAACCUUUUGAGUGCCUUGAAUGCGGGAAGGCCUUCACUCAAAACUCCCAGCUUUUUCAACAUCAGAGAGUCCAUUCAGAUGAAAAACCUUAUGAAUGUAAGAAAUGUGGAAAGGCCUUUAAUAAGUGCUCAAACCUUACCCGACAUCUGAGAACUCAUCGUGAUGACAAGCCCCAUAGCUGUAAUGAAUGUGGGAAGAUAGGCUUUGUUUGGAGUUCAUCCCUUACUCUCCAUCAGAGAAUCCAUACUGGAGAGAAACCUUAUGUGUGCAUAGAAUGUGGGAAAGCCUUCAGCCAGAGAUCCAACCUUGUCCAGCAUCACAGGAUUCACACAGGAGAGAAACCCUAUGAGUGUAAGGAAUGUGGGAAGGCCUUCAGCCAGAACACACACCUGGUUCAGCACCUUCGAGUUCAUACUGGAGAAAAGCCUUAUGGGUGUAAAGUGUGCAGGAAGACCUUCAGCCAGUUUGCUUACCUCACUCAGCAUCAGAGAGUUCACACUGGAGAGAAGCCCUAUGAAUGUAUCGAAUGCGGGAAAGCUUUUAGCAAUAGGUCACCCAUUGCUCAACACCAGAGAGUUCACACCGGAGAGAAACCUUUUGAGUGCAGGGUCUGUGGGAAAGCAUUUAGCCUUCGUGCAUACCUUACUGUGCAUCAGAGAGUUCACACGGGGGAGAGACCCUAUAAAUGUAAGGAAUGUGGGAAGGCCUUCAGCCAAAAUUCUCACCUUGCUCAACAUCAGAGAAUUCAUACCGGAGAAAAACCGUAUAAGUGCCAAGAAUGUAGGAAGGCCUUCAGCCAGAUUGCCUACCUUGCUCAACACCAGAGAGUCCACAUUGGGGAGAAACCCUAUGAAUGUGUUAAGUGUGGGAAGGCCUUUAGCAAUGAUUCAUCCCUUACUCAACACCAGAGAGUUCACACCGGGGAGAAACCCUAUGAAUGUAAUGUUUGUGGGAAGGCUUUCAGUUACUGUGGAUCCCUUGCCCAACAUCAGAGAAUUCACACAGGAGAGAGACCCUAUGAAUGUAAAGAAUGCAAGAAAACCUUCAGGCAACACGCACAUCUCGUUCAUCACCAGAGAAUUCACGAUGGGAAGUCACUCUUACCACCCAAUCCAGGCAAUCAUCAACGUUCCAGCGAGAGGCUGGAUAAGCCACUAGCCUUUCUGGGAAAUGUAGUUCACAAAAGGACAGCCCCUAGCGCCCCCCAGCGCCUCCUCUGGUUGUUCCCGAAAAGACGGUCGCCGCGGCUGCUCACGUCCAGCGCGGCUUCGCCGCCGGCGUCCCCGCCUCGCGGCGCUGAGGGGCUCAGCCACCCAGGCGCCUUCGGCCAUGACUUCUGUCCCCAGCACAGGAAACGCCAGCCGGGCUCUGACCGGAAGUUGGGUCGGGCCGCGGGUCCUUCUGGGAGCACCUGUGCUCCGGGACAUAACGGGCGCGCGCCGCUGCCCGCGCCUGUGGACCUGGCCGGGGAUCGCGUGCUUGGAGUGUCUCGGAGGUUGCGUUUUGGGGGGUUUGGCUGGUGGCGCUGCCGGGACCCCUCGCGGGACAGGCACGAGUGGUCCGGUUUGCGCCGGCCGUGGGCUUCGGACUGGGCGCGGGCUCUCGGGGGGCUCGGAGUACCCGGAGUGCCAGCUUUGCGGGGUGCUCUCGGCCAGAAGUUUGCGGUACUCGUGACGAUGACUGUCUCAACCUUGAAAUACCAGCAACAGCUGUGGGGCAUGGAGCGCUUGUCCCAGAUGGCGGGCAGAAGAGCUUGGUGUUCAGAGGACUCCACAGCUCACCAGGAGGGAGAGGACAUGAGCAGGCCUUCGGAAAAAGUGACAUUCAAGGAUGUGGCUGUGGACCUCACACAGGAGGAAUGGCAGCAAAUGAAGCCUGCUCAGAGGGAUUUGUACCGAGAUGUGAUGCUGGAGACCUACAGCAACCUAGUAACUGUAGGUUGUCAAGUCACCAAACCAGAUGUGAUCUUCAAGUUGGAACAAGAAGAGGAGCCAUGGGUACUGGAGGAAGAGAUGUUUUGGAGACGAUCUCCAGAAGUUUGGGAAGUUGAUGAACAGAUGGAGAAACACCAGGAAGCCCUGGUGAGGAAAGGCACACCUACCUCCAGGAGAAAUGUCACUGACCAUACACGGGUUGCAAAGAUCUUUCCUCUAAGCUCAGAUAUUGUUACUUCAAGACAAAGCUUCUAUGAUUGUGAUUCACUUAAUAAGAGUUUGGAACAAAAUUUAGACAUACUUAGUUAUAAGAGAGUCUGUGUAAGAGACAAGAAUUUUGAAUGUGAUGAGUGUGGAGCGCCAUUUGACCAUUGUUCAACCUGUGCCGAAGCGCACUUUGUAUGUAAUCAGUGUGGACAAGACUUUGUUCAUAAAUGUGACCUCCUCAGACAUGAGAAAAGUCAUGCUGUAGAAAAACCUUAUGGCUGCAAAGAGUGUGGUAAGUCCUUUAGCAGGAAGGAAAAUCUCAUUACACAUCAGAAAAUCCAUACUGGGGAAAAGCCAUAUGUGUGUGCCGAAUGUGGGAAAGCUUUUGUUCAAAUGUCUAACCUCAUUAGACAUCAAAGAAUCCAUACUGGGGAGAAACCUUACUCGUGUAAGGAUUGUUGGAAAGCUUUUAGUCAGAAAUCCAAUCUCGUUGAACAUGAGAGGGUCCACACUGGAGAGAAACCCUAUAAAUGUAAGGAAUGUGGGAAAGCCUUCAGCCAGAAGCAGAAUCUUAUUGAGCAUGAGAAAAUUCACACUGGGGAGAAGCCUUACGCGUGUAAUGAAUGUGGUAGAGCUUUCUCUAGAAUAUCAUCUGUCACUCUGCAUAUGAGAAGCCACACAGGGGAAAAGCCCUAUAAAUGUAAUAAAUGUGGAAAAGCUUUCUCUCAGUGCUCUGUAUUUAUCAUACAUAUGAGAAGCCAUUCAGGUGAGAAACCUUAUGUAUGCAGUGAGUGUGGAAAAGCCUUCUCACAGAGUUCUUCCCUUACGGUACACAUGCGAAAUCAUACUGCUGAGAAACCCUAUGAGUGUAAUGAGUGUGGGAAAGCCUUCAGCCGGAAAGAAAAUCUUAUUACCCAUCAGAAAAUACAUACUGGAGAGAAACCUUAUGAAUGUACUGAGUGUGGGAAAGCUUUUAUUCAGUUGUCAAACCUCAUCAGACAUCAGCGAACUCAUACUGGUGAGAAACCCUAUGUGUGUACAGUAUGUGCGAAAGCCUUUAGCCAGAAAUCAAAUCUUUCUGAGCAUGAGAAAAUUCAUACUGGAGAGAAACCUUAUCAUUGCAAUCAGUGUGGAAAAGCCUUUAGUCAGAGACAAAAUCUCCUUGAACAUGAAAAAAUCCAUACUGGAGAGAGACCAUUUAAAUGUAACGAGUGUGGGAAAGCCUUCCCUCGAGUCUCAUCACUUACUCUUCACGUGAGAAGUCACACAGGGGAGAAACCUUAUGAAUGCAGCAAAUGUGAGAAAGCCUUCUCUCAGUGCUCAUUACUAAUUAUACACAUGAGAAGUCACACUGGUGAGAAGCCCUUUGAAUGCAAUGAGUGCGGGAAGGCAUUUUCUCAAAGAGCAUCUCUCUCUAUACAUAAAAGAGGCCAUACUGGUGAGAAACGCUCCACAUGCUAAGUGAGGAGUGCCUCUAAUUUAUCUAUGCCUGAUUUACUUGAAAUAUCAAAUGGAGGUACCAAACCAAGAUCUCUGGAAAGGUUGGCACUGCAAGGAAAUGUGUAUAUAGAUAAAUGUACCAUCGUAAAUUUUUUAGUUCUGAAAGUCUGUAGACAAUACAGUUUCAAAUAAUCUCAUAUCAUUUUUCUGUAGUAUUUAUAAAAUUAUUCUAAAAUUCACAUGAACUACAAGUAAAAACUAGGCAUGUGGAUGCUUGCCUAUAGGACUGCCACAAGAUUUAGGCCAGCUUGGUCUACAUAGUGAGACUGUGUCUCAGUAAGUACAAAUAAAGUCUAAGGAUUGCCAAAAUAACUUUAGAAAAAGUAUAGUACAAACAUACUUAUUGUAAUCCCUACAAGUCUGGAGUUCAGGCAGAAGGAUGUAUAGUUUGAGGUCAGCCUGAGCUACGUAGGGAGACCCUCUCUUAGAGCAAGACAAAAAAUUAUACCUAAGUAUAUUCUAAGUAUCCAGUUAGUACUUAGAACUGCCUGUAAGGCAAAUUGAUAGCCACUUAAAAAUAUAUGCCACAGGAGCAUGCU